Messenger RNA from Neohortaea acidophila, 1395 nucleotides. RefSeq lists its product as uncharacterized. The coding region runs from base 242 to 1261 and encodes 339 amino acids. The transcript has 3 exons. NCBI's taxonomy places the organism in Eukaryota, Fungi, Ascomycota, Dothideomycetes, Mycosphaerellales, Teratosphaeriaceae. The record is from RefSeq and is a predicted model, not a curated record.
CUGGCGAACGCCAGCAAAAUCCGCUUCCGGCACAGAGCUGGAGGGAACAGAGCUGGAGGCAGUUUCGGCAUCACCCGUCGCCACUCCGGACCACAGAGCCUUGAGUGGAGGGUCAAAUACAACAGCACGCCCCAACACUCCGAUAACGCGGGUGCGCCGCGAAAAAAGGGGCAAAGGCUAUAUUCUGAUUUUUGAGCCGACUUUGCCAGCAGAAGCGAUUGGGUCUCUUGCUCCGAAUGUGAUGAAUGCUCGAUUUGACCGCCCAGAAAAAUGCAACGAACAAUUCUCGGGCGAGCACGGACAGGCUUUAUGGUUGGCUUUCAACUUCAGAGGUGACUACCGAGCCAUAAUAGUUCCUGUAUUCCGGCCUUCCAUGCAAUGGGGUAUCAAGAUGGCACGAACGAGGGCAUCGCGCCGAAGAUUACACGAAAACAGACUAUUGACCGACGACGCAAAGAACAGAAUGGCAAAUGAAAGAAAAGAUGGAGCAAAACCAAGCAUGAAGGAGGAACCUUCCGACAGCCUAUCGAGCUGGCGUGACUUCGUUGACGCCAACCCCGGCGAAAAAGAGGAGAAAAUCUGGGAAAGAAUCCAGCGGUAUUACAACCGGCACCGUCCUUGGUAUCAUUGCCUCUUGCCUUUCUGGCGGCCCAAAGUAGUAGUGGAGUCAACGGUCGUUAUACAAACUCCGCGAGGAGACGAAUUCGGCGUGACACUCGAGCACGCAAAUUUCGAAACAGUGCGGAAACAAUCAAACGAGCGAUGUGUCGAAACACUGCAAGAGCUAGAUGGAUACGGACUUAUUGAAGGUCCUGACGACAUUGCCCAUCAGGAGAAGGCCUACCGUAACGAGUGCCUGGCUCGAAUUGAUCGCCACUACCACUUCAUUGAUUGCUACAAAGACCCCUCGAUAGCAGGAAUGCCACCCCUGCUUACCAAAGAAGGAGCCCUGGAGCCCUGUAUCAAAGAUCGACAAACGAUCAAUGAGCUCGAGUUACCCAGCGAACGCAACGGGGCGCCAGCAUUUCCCCGUAUGAGCGGGAUCUACAUCGAAUACGAUUUCGACAUGCAGACGCAUGAGUUGGAAAAGUUGGUGGUUGCGUCCUUCGCCAUUGUUGUGGUGUUGGUUUGGAAAGGUGCAACGGGAGAUUGGAGCACCGCGGUGGCUGUUGGCAGUUUCAUUGUCGGUGUUUCAGGCUUGAUCAUCAAGCGAAGCCAGCGAGGAAGCCCCUUGGGCACCAAGACUAUCAAGACUGACUGAACUGUGUUCGAAUCCGUGGAAGGUAGGGAGGCUUUGUGGAUAUUCAGAAGUCAUGAUCGCCGGCGUUUCGCGAAGCGCUGUCCGAUGUGGGUAGCCUGGAGAGCGGCGGUGCCAGCCAGGUUGCGUGACGGUGG